Mya arenaria is the source of this 725-nucleotide messenger RNA. RefSeq lists its product as uncharacterized. The record is from RefSeq and is a predicted model, not a curated record. The transcript is spliced from 3 exons. Lineage: Eukaryota; Metazoa; Mollusca; Bivalvia; Myida; Myidae. Bases 212 to 574 code for a protein of 120 amino acids.
UACAGUCUAUUCGUGUAGCUGUCAUUUCUUCACACUGAACGAUGUCGCUUCUACGUUAAUUCUAAGGAGCUACCCCGAAAAGAAAGGCUCCUGGUGACAAGCCUGAUGCUAAAAUGGAGGUAACUAAGGUUUACGAAAAGGCAAGAAAACGAAAGUUCCAGUCAAGACCAAGAGAAGAGGACGACUUGGAAACACUCGACUGAAUGAUUUGAUGGCUAUCAAGAUCAUGUCUCCAACCAUCGAAGAGUUCGACCCUAAAGCAGCCAUCGCUGAAUGGAUGACCUCAACUCCAUCUGGCCAGACGAGAUGUGUAGGAGAGCGUAUAAAGCAGCCUGCCAGACCCAAGGAGGUCAUCACCCAUGCAGACUCUGAUCUCGACCAGGCAGAUGAGAUGGACCAGGCAGACGAGAUGGCAGACACAAGCUCUCAAAGUACCAGUGAAAUCCAGUCAACUACGACAUCGCUGGUGCAAGAGAAGAUGAUGUAUGAUGGAGACGAUAGUGACGGAGAAAGCGACUGCGAGAUGUCAGGAGACCUUGUGUUUUCAUUGUUGAUGGAAUACAGUAGAGAUUAAAAUGAGAAAACAGUUUACUGGUGUUAUAGCUUUAUUACCUUACACAUAUAUUAAAAUAUCUCUGUUAAAAAGUUAUUUUGGUUCGGGCUAGUGAAACUUGAUUCGGGCUAGUGCUUUUUCCAGGCUGCUAGCCCGACUGGGCUAGUGCUUG